This is a messenger RNA of Cooperia oncophora, 267 nucleotides long. NCBI's taxonomy places the organism in Eukaryota, Metazoa, Nematoda, Chromadorea, Rhabditida, Trichostrongylidae. The record is from the annotation of a GenBank genome assembly.
UACGACCAAUCGCAUGGCGUGUACUUCAUCAACUGCUACGCCCAACCAUCACUUAAGCUCGCCAUUGGUCAAAACGUAUACCUCAUUGAACCGAAGAACAUGAUCGUCCCAGCUGGUGAUGGCCGCUGUAUGUUGUCGUUGUUCGGAAUGGAUAGCGGUGGAUUUGGCCCAUCCUGGAUUCUUGGCGAUCCAUUCAUUCGACAAUACUGUCAAAUCUACGAUGUUGGCAGAAAGCGAAUCGGAUUCGCUCCGUCGCGUCAGCAGUGA